Messenger RNA from Fragaria vesca subsp. vesca, 438 nucleotides. RefSeq names its product UPF0161 protein At3g09310-like. The record is from RefSeq and is a predicted model, not a curated record. Lineage: Eukaryota; Viridiplantae; Streptophyta; Magnoliopsida; Rosales; Rosaceae. The coding region runs from base 1 to 438 and encodes 145 amino acids. The transcript is spliced from 4 exons.
AUGGCGGUUGUGAACUAUCAUCAACCUCUGUUACUAGCAUUUCAGCCCCAAUCCCAAAACCCUAACUUCAAUUCCCGCAAAAUUCACCGAACCCAAUUCAAUACUUCGAUUUCUCGACGAUACCCAGUAACCAAUUGCUCGAAUGGAGUCUCAGACUCCGACCCCAACAGUCCACAAGAUAAGGAAGUGAACAGUUUGGGAGUCAAAGCAGCAUUAUCGAUGCUCAAGUUCUACAAAAGGGAGAUAUCGCCGUUGAUGCCGAAUAGUUGCCGGUACGUUCCGACGUGCAGCGAGUACUCCAUGGAAGCUUACAAGAGAUAUGGGGUUGCAAAAGGCACAGUCUUGACUGCUUGGCGCCUCUGCCGCUGCAAUCCUCUAGGUGGUUCUGGUUAUGAUCCUCCUAGAUGGUUCAAUGAGACAAAUUUGCCUGAAGAGUAA